Australozyma saopauloensis is the source of this 1698-nucleotide messenger RNA. RefSeq names its product Flu1p (gene FLU1). Bases 1 to 1698 code for a protein of 565 amino acids. Gene Ontology annotation, cellular component: plasma membrane. Gene Ontology annotation, biological process: transmembrane transport. Gene Ontology annotation, molecular function: transmembrane transporter activity. The transcript has a single exon. NCBI's taxonomy places the organism in Eukaryota, Fungi, Ascomycota, Pichiomycetes, Serinales, Metschnikowiaceae. The record is from RefSeq and is a predicted model, not a curated record.
AUGGAAACUCAUAAUUCUUCUGAUCAAUCUUCAAACAUAAACAUGAAGUACGAACUAGAUGCCAAUUCUGAAGACCAGGAGCACAACAAAGUCGAACAAUUCACGGGCCAAGAUCUCGAGAGUCAAGUCGACAUCAAUGACACUCAAGGGUCUUUGGCUUCUGAAUGUGUCUCAAGAGCCAUGAGUAGGAGAAUGGCAGGAGUUGAAGAUCUUUACAGAGAGGCUUCGAACAGUAAGGAGCCUAUGCCAAAAAUGGGAGGAGGUAAAGAUUAUCCACCAAUGCUUCCUGAUAGGGAUCCUUAUGCUGUUGGGUAUGAUGGUCCUGAUGAUCCCCAAUUUCCUCACAAUUGGUCACUUACAAAGAAGUUUAUCACCAGCGGAUCCGUUGCUCUCUGUGCCCUCGCGGCAUCGAUGGGCUCAGCAAUGUUCUCUCAAGGUUCCAUGGAGAUGAUGAAAGAGUAUCACGUUGGUUCUGUUGUGGCUGCUUUGGGAACCUCUCUUUUUGUGUUCGGCUUUGCCGCAGGCCCAGUUAUUUGGGGACCACUUUCUGAAUUGUAUGGUAGAAAGACUGUUCUCUUGCCCUCGGUUUUCAUAUAUAUCUGCUUCUCAUUUGCUGUUGGUGCAGCCAAAGAUAUUCAAACCAUCAUGAUUUGCAGAUUCUUUGCAGGAUUCUCUGGAGCCGCUGCCUUGGUCGUCGCUCCAGCUGCUAUGUCUGACAUUUUUGCGCCUGCUGUCAGAGGUAAAGCCAUCACUGUCUUUGCAAUGGCCGUCUUCGGUGGACCUAUGCUUGCUCCGAUUUUGGGUGGUUUCAUUGCCAAAAACCCAGGUUUGGGCUGGAGAUGGACCUCAUACUUCUCGGGAUUGAUUGGUGCAGUUGCACUCAUUGCUGUGACAUUCUUCAUGGAUGAAACUCACAAUGGUCUUAUUUUGGUUCGUAAGGCUGAGAUUUUGAGAAGAAGAACUGGAAACUGGGGUAUUCAUGCUCCACAUGAGGAGGUGUCUUUAUCGAUUAGAGAAAUCGCUGAGAAGAAUAUCACUAGACCAAUUGUCAUGUUGGUGCAAGAACCCAUCUUGCUUCUCGUGUCUUUGUACAAUGCAUUCAUCUAUGGCUUGCUUUACUUGUUUUUGACUGCUGUUCCAUUGAUUUUCGCCGGCGAAUACCACUUUAGACAAGGUAUCUCGGAGCUUCCAUAUCUUUCAAUGCUUAUCGGUGUCUUUAUCGGAGGUGGACUUAGUGUUUACUUGGAAAGAAGAUUUGUCAAAACCAUGAAGAAGAACAAUGGAAAAGUUGUUCCUGAGGAGAGAUUAAUUCCAAUGAUGUUUGGUGCUGUAUCAUACACUAUCGGUUUGUUCUGGCUCGGCUGGACUGGUGCCUAUGCUAAACAUGUUCACUGGAUUGUCCCAACUAUCGGUGCUGCUCCAAUUGGAAUGGGUCUCAUUCUUCUCUUUUUGCCAUCACUUAAUUACAUCAUUGAUUGUUAUUUGUUCUUUGCUGCCUCUGCGUUGGCUGGAAACACCUUCUUGAGAUCAGCAUUUGGUGCAGCUUUCCCACUUUUCGCUAAACAGAUGUUCACCAAUAUGGGUAUUCAAUGGGCUAGUACCUUAUUGGGCUGUCUCUCGUUGAUUAUGGUUCCUGUUCCAUUUUUGUUUUACAAGUACGGUAAAACCAUUAGAGCCAAAUCAAAGUUUGCUUUCUAA